Molecule: messenger RNA, 2185 nt
Organism: Notolabrus celidotus (New Zealand spotty)
Lineage: Eukaryota; Metazoa; Chordata; Actinopteri; Labriformes; Labridae
Gene: etv6
Product: ETS variant transcription factor 6
Exons: 8
Coding region: 343-1905 (520 amino acids)
Biological process (GO): cell differentiation; regulation of transcription by RNA polymerase II
Cellular component (GO): nucleus
Molecular function (GO): sequence-specific DNA binding; DNA-binding transcription factor activity, RNA polymerase II-specific
Source: RefSeq, a predicted model, not a curated record
AGAGAGAGAGAGAGAGAGAGAGAGAGAGAGUCUUGCUCUUCCAGGAAGGGAUUAUUAACCAGCACGCUGCCGUCCUCUGAAGGGAAAACACACGCAGACAAAAGAAGUUUUCACUCCUUCAGCCGCGCAGUGAUCCACACCAGCAGGUAAAUAAAGACAAAGCAACAACACGGCUACAUGAAAACAAGAACUUCUUCAACACCGAGCCGAGCAGUCGGACUGCCGCUUCUGCCGCUUCUGCCGCUCCUGCCGUGUGGGUUCCUAUAGGAGAGAGGAACGCAGAUAAAGAAGAGGGACGCAGCGUAAAAGUGGAAGGACAAGGAGAGAAGUUGACGGGAGAUCAUGUCUGAAUCCUCCUCCUCCGCUGCCUACAAGCAGGAGAGGAGCUCUUUCAGUCCUUCCGCGAACCCGCUGCCAAACUCCACUUCCUCCCCCGUCCAUGCUCCCGCCGCGAGGCCAGCCAGCCGAAUGAAGGACGAGCCUGCCAGGCUGCCUGCGCACCUGCGUCUGCAGCCGGUGUUUUGGAGCAGGGAGGAUGUGGCCCAGUGGCUGCGGUGGGCAGAGAAGGAGUUCGCCCUGCGGCCGAUCACCAGCGGCUCUUUCCAGAUGAACGGCAAAGCUCUGCUGCUGCUCACAAAGGAGGACUUCCGCUACAGAUCCCCCCACUCUGGGGACGUCCUGUAUGAGCUGCUGCAGCACAUCCUGAAGCAGAGGAAGCCCCAUGUGUUCUACCCGUCUGCCUACUUCCCUGGGAACUCCUUCCACUCGCUGCCUGAGAGCGCUCUGCAGCACCUCAAGCUUGAAGAAACGGUACGGAGGGCUCCCCGUGGUACAGAGACCCUCCCCCAGCAUCCACCCACCAUCGAGCUGCGGCAUCGCUCCCGCUCCCCCCACCACCCGAACGCCAGGCAGUCUCCCCCAGAGCCGAACCAUCAGUCCCGCCAGGCCAACGAGGACUCCCUGCAGACCUUUUCUCAGCUGCCCGACAGCAACCACCACCUGCCUGAAGACAUGUACCCCCUGUCCGUUUCCCCAGCGGCACCCAACGGUCGCUGCACCACACCCCGGGAAGCUCCGUGCCCGGGCAGCCCUGAGGGCCAGGAGGCGGGCCCUCCUCGCGUCAUUCAGCUCAUGCCCAGCACCAUCAUGAACCCCCUGCUCCUCAGCCCCAACAGGAGUGUCGGGGGCGCAGCCUUGGACUUCAGGCACAGCCGCGGUGGACCUCAGUCUCAGGCUGCGCACGAAAACGGCCGUGAGGGGAAAGUCCAUGGCCACCACCACCAGAUACCUCUGUCCCAGCAGCAACAGCAGCAGCAUCUACUGCAGCAGCAGGAAGAGGCGCUCUACAGAAACCAUGUCAUCAUGCCCGUGUCUCCUCCAGAGGAGCAGCAGAUCCCCAUCGGACGGAUAGCAGACUGCAGGCUGCUGUGGGACUACGUCUACCAGCUCCUGUCAGACAGCAGGUACGAGAAUUACAUCCGCUGGGAGGAUCCGGAGAGCAAGGUUUUCCGCAUCAUGGACCCCAACGGUCUGGCCAGACUCUGGGGCAACCACAAGAACAGGACCAACAUGACGUACGAGAAGAUGUCACGCGCACUGAGACACUACUACAAACUGAACAUCAUCAGGAAAGAGCCCGGACAAAGACUUCUAUUCAGGUUCAUGAAAACUCCAGAUGAGAUAAUGAACGGGCAGACGGACCGGUUGGAGCACUUGGAGUCUGACACAUACGAACAAAGCUACAUCAAAGAGGAAUGCUUAGAGUCUCCGGGAAAGCGAGCCCAAGAACUUCUUCCUUCUACCACCACAGCCGCUGAUGCCUUUAAGAAGGAGCCUGAACAAUCGGCCUUGAACCUGGAGCGUGUCGGCGUUCACUCGUAUCAGUCGGAGAGGCGCGACAUCUGAUUUCUCUUAAGUUUGCCUUAGGUUGGUGUUUUCCUGAAGGAGCAGAUGUUUUGAUUCUCCUGAUGGACGGAGCGGAAAGGACUUGUAAGGUGUUCCCUUUUUUUUUUCUGAAUGAACUGCAAAAGCCAAUCACUUUGUGCUUAUGUCACUUUUAUAAAUUCAUCGUCUCCUCACAUGCAUUAUACUGCGGAGUUUUGCUGUUUGUACAAAGAAAGUUGGGUGUGUGCGUGUGUGACAGGAAUGUUUUCACAGUGGAAUAAACAUUUUUGAUCAAACUGUA